UUUCCCAGCUGAGCAGACAGGACUAGACUGAAAUAGUAAACAAACCUUACUUGAAGCCUUCAUAUAAUUGUACAUACAAUUAAAGGAGAACAAGAACAUAACUACGUAAAAAGUGUUCCUUAAAGAAAAAUAUGAAACAAAUAUUUAUUGAGAGACAGUGACGCGAGAAGGAAAUAUAGAUGUUGAACACAUGGAAAAGACCCGACCCGAAGAUUAACAUGAGGAAAAUACUUUGAAGGCAGCUGUGUCUUAUGAGUAAAAUGAUAUUAAGAAAUAUUUAUAAAUCUUACAGUGUUGGGAGAGUGAGGUCAAUCUGGUGGACCACAGGAGUUCCCGGACGUACAAGACCAUGUGACAACACAAAUACACCAAGAUUAAGAUGCUCACAUCAGUGUUGCCAUAAAACAACUGUUACUCCAGCAUCACAAGCCUUCAAAACAAGAAAUUGUUUAAAAAUUGACAAGCUGCCCACAAGCACUCCAUUUUGCACAAUUACACAGGAUGCAUCACUGCUUAAUAAAGCCAAGUCAUCUUGUGAUAGUGAUGACAAGAUUAAGGGUGUAGAUGAUGAAGUGAUCCUUGUAGUUAGUGAGGAAUCAUCCCUAGAAGAAGGAGAAUUCUUUGACAACCCCUACCAUCAAGAUAGAAAGAUUCAAUGGAAAGAUGUUGGAAAAAAAGUGAAUGUUGGCGAGUCUGUUAUAUGUGAAUUGAAUCGCCUGUUUCAAAUAAAUCGCAGUGAAGCUCUCCGCAUGGUUCGUCCCAGCAAAUUUCUCCUGGUGUCAGAUGGUGCUAUUCUGAAGACUCUGUACUUCCUUAAAGAUCAUAAUAUCUCUUCUCAACAAGUCCAACGAAUACCGUGGAUAAUUCUACAAUCUGUAGAUGAUCUCCAGAAAAAAUUCUUGAAGCUAACUGAGCCAUAUUUAUUUCAAAACUGCUCCGAAGGCUUAGGAUUCUGCCAUUUUACAUUAAAAAAGAUAGCAAGCUACCAGAAACUUUUUAUGUUAGAGGCUGCAGAUUAUCCUGAUCAUCUUAACCGUAUCCAUUACUUGGCUGACAAACUAAAGGUUCCAGUUGAGCAACUCACUGAGAGGGUCAUCAAGCCUAAACAUGUCCUCACCAUGGAAAUGAAGCGGCUGGAACACAUGCUUAACAUCCUUCAUGCAUAUGGAGUGCAGUCUGAAGACAUUGUAUCCGACUUAUGGGUGUUCUGUCACAAUGUUAAAAUAGCAGAGGAGAGACUGCAGCAAGCCCGUGAAGUAGGUUGUGAGAGGCCCAAACCAUGGAUUUGUCACUCGACUCCUGAAGUUUUUGAGAGAUACUGUGAGCGAUAUCGGUCUCAGAAAAUGCUUUUAGGACAGCACAAGGAUGUAGUGAGUUACUUAGCACAUAGGCUGGAAUGUGAGCCUCAUUUUGUGGCAAUAAACUUUCAACGUAAUCCUGGUCUCAAGCACAUCCAUGUCAGCAAGUUGAAAAGAAAACUUGAUCUUCUAUUUUCUGUGGGAUUCACACCAUAUGAUGUCAGAUUCUGCCUGCGUGUGCUACAGUAUUCAGAGAAACGAACAUUGGGAAGAAUCGAGGAGUUGAAGGAGGUAGGUUAUUGGCCCUUUCCAAUCAGCCUUUUGUACAAGACCCCCAUGACAUUCAAGAGAGCUGUUGACCAGUACAAGUAUGAAAAAUGUAUGGAAAAUGAAGUUGAUAAGGAAACCUGAUUCAGUUAAUAAUAAGCACUAUACAGUACAGUGAUCCCUCGGUUAACGAACGCCUCGGUUAACGAAAUUUCGGUUAACAAAUUACCUUCCAUAAGAAUAUUCAAUUCGGUUAACGAAUUCCUUACAAA
Messenger RNA from Homarus americanus (American lobster), 1837 nucleotides. RefSeq names its product transcription termination factor, mitochondrial-like. Gene Ontology annotation, molecular function: double-stranded DNA binding. Lineage: Eukaryota; Metazoa; Arthropoda; Malacostraca; Decapoda; Nephropidae. The record is from RefSeq and is a predicted model, not a curated record. The coding region runs from base 252 to 1709 and encodes 485 amino acids. The transcript is spliced from 9 exons. Gene Ontology annotation, biological process: regulation of DNA-templated transcription; termination of mitochondrial transcription. Gene Ontology annotation, cellular component: mitochondrial matrix.